Messenger RNA from Toxoplasma gondii ME49, 5572 nucleotides. RefSeq lists its product as hypothetical. NCBI's taxonomy places the organism in Eukaryota, Apicomplexa, Conoidasida, Eucoccidiorida, Sarcocystidae. The record is from RefSeq and is a predicted model, not a curated record. The transcript has a single exon. Bases 1 to 5469 code for a protein of 1822 amino acids.
AUGAUGCGCGCAAGUGCUCCUACAUUUUCCCGUCAGAAUCAUAGCAUUGAUAAUCAACAUCAUUACCCGCCGCAAUCAGUGGUGGAUUCCAUACCUUCUCCACCCUGCUUCCCUCUUUCCACUGUUGGUGCCCCUCCUGGCACCGUGGAGACCUCCGGGGGACGUUUACUCGAAAGAAGGAACGCUUUUAUGGAAACACUCCUUCUGGAAGGGAACGAACCAUUUUCAGGAAUCCGUCAGCGUCGUAUUCGCAAUCACCGAGGGCGCCCUUCGCCGGCCCUCCGGCAUCAUAACGCUGGUUUUCAGGUACCUUCUCAGGCGGCACCAUUUAGAAGUGGUAUCCACUAUGUCAACCCGAGAAGACCUGCUAGCCACAUCGCCAGCGGGCGCCGAAGGAAGUGUGGAACUGUAGUGCCUCAGCAGACAAUUCUUUCAGGCUCUAGUAUCUGCGCUUCUUCUCUGCCUAAUUACCCGGAAUCCUGUCGUCCCAUACCUUCUGAUUCCACUGAAGUCUUGCGGCUCUCUACUCCGCAUGGCAACCACGCGUUGUCUGCGGUGCCCGUGGCUUCUCUAGACGACGACACCCCUCGUGGGAGUUCCAAUUCGCUCGGUCGUAACGCUUGCCCGAAGCUUCACUCUCAUUGUUCAGUCAGCACUGAUGAAGGACUCACUUGGCCUCUCCAGAACAAGUCUGUUGUUCCAGGUGUUGCCUCUAGCGCAUUAACUGCCUCGCCUUUCUUAACUGGCGUAACUAACGAAAGGAAGUUCCACUGUGUCUUCCCGUUCUCAUGCGAAGAGCCGACAAAAGGGAAAACGUCACACACUGCGAACGCGAUGACGUCUGAGAACGGACGGACUCAGACGCAGCGUCUUAGACACACCGCUGCAUUGCCUAUUGCCAGCGGGUUAACUGUAGGAGAUGCGCGACGCUUUACGGGAGGGAUGACGUCCGUAUCGACUUUGAUUCCAGGAUCUGCUCAGCAGGCGUCUCCUGAAUCCCCUUCUUCGGCAGGACAAGGUGUCACUUCUCAGAACGCAACUCCGCAAGGAGAUGCUGAACAUUCAAAAGGACGAUGCCAUUCGUCUUCGUCUUUUCCAUCCCGUCCGAAGGAGGCACGGAAGAGUGCAGCAACUAGCGACCAAAGCUUACUCCCCCCUGUCAGACGGUCGGUGUCCCGAGAGAAAACUCCAUCCCAGUACCCGUUUUCCCUUACGCAGAACGGGAGUAGCAUUUUCCCCGGGAAUGCCCCAGCACUGGCGCCAGAUACGUUUCUCAAAAGCACGAGAACAGAUAAGACAGCCUCCGACACCAACAGUCAGAAGAUUCGCACAAACCCGAUUUCUGAUUUUUCCGUGCGUAGAUUUUCCGUCCCGUUUGCAGGUGACACCAGCAGCUCUCCAGUCCAAUCUGACACGCCAUUUCUCGAUGAGUCUUCCUGUUCCACUGUUAACGCGUCUCCUCCCGUGUCUGGCGAGAGGACUCGCUUGGUGAGAACAGGAGAGACCGCUUCUUUCGGCGAGAGAGAGAAACGCCUUGUAGGCACCACCGUCACGACAUGCGCCUCUCAUCCGUCUCCAGUUGAUAUGCCACGAGUUCCAUCACACUUUAGAAGGAUGGGAAUAGGGGCGUCGUUCAGAAUGCAUGGGGAAGUAACUGCUAAUAUGGAAUCAGGUUUCUUUGCUUAUCCCCCCGAUACUCCAGUGACCGAGAGGGAACGUAAUGAGGUUGACGCACAAGACUCACAUCUCCCUCUUUCAGUAACGAACACUCGGGCGUCUGAUGGAGACGUGGGGACUUGUUCUAAACCGGGGAGCAGGGCACAGCCACCCAUCUCGCCGCAUCUGUUUGAGUCUUGCGCAGCAUCCACAAAUACUCUACCACAAAGUCAAGCACCCCACGCGUGGGGAUUCCAGGAACAGCAUCUGUUUUCGCCCUUGUCAACACGUAACGUACGCAACUCUCAAGACCAAAAAGGCCAGUAUUCCACAGUAGAAGGAGGUUUGAGUGACAGCCCUGACCCCGUCAACCGUUGGCUAGAUGGCGGAUCCAGUACGGAAGAACAAAACAAUCAGAAAACGCUGCUUCGUCAGCAAAACAGAUUAGCUGAUCAACAUGGAGCAAUACACUUUCUUCCUGCCGCAGGUGUGCCAUCUUUUUCUUCCUCGGGGAGACAGGAAGUGCCUCAGGGUCCACUCCACUAUGCUCAGUCUGGCGACUUUGCGUACUGCAGAAACCUUCCUGUUCUGACAGCAACUUCAGAAACGUGGGACUGGGACUCCGGACUGCAGUUUGGGCAGCAUUCACGGGGCCCCGCCAGGCUUCCUGCUUUCAGAGAUGAGGUGAACAGCAUUAACGACAGUGGCACACAGCCGGAUGCCUUCGAACCGUUCCUCGACGAGAAUCGAGAGGUACCGGAAGGGAUAUUUUUGCCUGGAGGGCUGUGGAUUCCAUCUCCAGAAGAACAUGGACCGCAGGUGGAAACAGUCUUGCCCGACACAGGAGAGUUUUUGGAAGAUACACGAUAUCGCAUCUUUGUUCACUCCCAGCAACAGCCUCCACACUCUACACGUUCGAGGAUCCGCGCAGCUCCUGCGUCUGUUUUCUGGCCCCAGGCUGUCUGCCUUAAACUGCGAGAAAAUCGAUCACUUUUGUGUCAUUCCUCGCACACAGACAGUGAAAAAACACUUAGGAUCGACGGUAUCAAGGAUUUUGCCUUCGUGUCUCAUCAUGAGCACGUCAAGGAAUCGGAGGCCGAAGAUCAUGGGGAUGGAAAUCAAGCGUCGUCGGGGUACUACCGCCGUCAACUCUUACAGCAGCUGAGUCUCAAGAAAAGCAGAGAGGCGGAAGGAGAGAGGCGGCGAAACAAAGCUGCUCGAGUGCCUUGUUAUCCAAGAAACGAGGGUUGUGGAUCCGAAACGCACGCUCUCGAAACCAACACAGACGCCGUUACACAAUGUAGCCGACCGCCACAAACUGUCCAGCACUUUGACAGUGGUUCGCCGCAGAAGGCUGCCAGAGGAAAGGCAUUUUUGGAGUGCAGCAGAAACAACGCUACACUGAGGACCUCUGGAGGAUCGCUGUGUGGAAAGGCGCCAAUCAAUCUAUGUUUGCAAGAUGACGGAGGAUCGGGAAUCGGUGAUAUUGAACCACUUUCUCGUCAAACAGAAGGCGACAAGCGAAGCCAGGCUGUCGCCGCUCCUAAAGUCAAACAAGGAACUUGGCUGACGCCCAGGGAUAUGCCCCAGCAAGGGGGAUCGUGUGCACAAAGUCCGAAGAGAAACGACGACCAGAAAACUCUAGGAACCAGUAGCGUACGAUAUUCUCACACGAAUAAGCGUUGGCUUAAGAACACGCAAGACGCCUUCGCUUUGCGUUCACAAAGCAACACGCCCAAAAGCGGCAUUGUUCUUAGUUGGCAAUCCUCAAAGGCCCUACAGAGAAGCGAAGACCGUCCUCAGGAAGGGCAGUUGAAAAGCUUGGCACAUGCCGGUUCGACACAGAGGGGACCUAACGGAAAAGCGUGCUUCUCGCGCCUCAUGAAUAUCGAAGGAAAUCGGGAAACACGGGGUACAAAUGCAGGUAUGACAGGAGAAAACGACGCCCACACUCUCUUCGACGAUAGCGCAUCGCUGGCCAAACGACCUGGAAACUUUGAUAGAAACAGACAACACCUCCAGAAGUCGUACCGUCGUCCUCUCCGACAGCACCUGCGAUACAAUGAAGAGUGGCCUCGCAUGCCACUCUACGCUACAGCUUACGCGUGUCUGUGGGAAUACACGUUGUGUCCUUGGUGCGAAACGCGUAGCGCUUCAUCCUCACUUAGCAGUUCAGGCAGCGACGAGGGAGAAAAUGAAGCGGGUCUCGCUGUGCAUUUAUGCCGACGUCCAGAAGAGGCACAAACCAACCACUCUGCGACGCGUAACAGUACCGCAGUUGAGGCAGGUCUUCCCGCAUCAGCGCGAGGCGAUGGGACUCCACUGUUUCGCUGGAACAUCAUUUCCACAGCAGAGAAAAAGCCUUUGAGUCGAGAGACGGAUCCAUUAGGUGAGACAGCCGCGAAUUCCGUGGACAAUACGGCACCUCCGGCGACCCGAUACAGUACAACGUCGUAUUCAUCCUGUGAGAGUCCUGUUCGUGUUUGGAAAACCUUCGAAGGCAAGAAACGGAGCGAUGAGAGAAAACCAGUGUCUGCCGCGAAGAAACUCGAGCGGCCUCACUUUUUCCGUCCUACACAGCCUUCUAUCCAUGCACCUGCAACGGGACAGAACACAUGCGUUUCGGCAGCAAGUCAAGCGAUGGGACGAGACGGACCUCGCAGUGAAAAUGCGAUGGAUGUUUCCUCAUCCUUCUCGGUUAGACGCCACUUGUUCAGAUACCCUAGACCAGAGCGCAACAAGACCUGCAGCGCAGGGACGAAGGUUUCGGAGCAACACCAGUCGGGCCCUUACGCGACCACAGCAGCCGCGCCAUGCCUGAGGUACGCUGCCGUCUUCGGGGCGAGCACUUCAACUGGCAUUGGCCUCCUUUGCUCUCCGGAGCUUUCUCUGGACGCAGGGGCUCCUCUAGCACAAAUGCGCCAGACAGCUGCUCCGUCUGGACUUAAGUCACCGCAAAAAAAGGUAGCGGCAAGCAGCUCAACGCUUCCCAAAGUGGAUUCACCGUGUGACCCUACGCGAGCCAAGACGGCAGAAAAUGAAGUCAGCGCGGGACAAACCGUGAAGCACGGCUUUCGGACUGGUAGAGGACCAAGUCGUUCUGUUGAGGGUGGUUCUCCAGGGUCGCAAAAACCAAUCUCUCUCCUCGGAAAGAUCGGCCAGCAACAAAGACCUCAAAGAACGGCGGACUCGGGGGAAACGUCGGCGCCUCCGCAGUGCGCAGGCGUUGCGGUCGGCCACAAGACGACGGCGGCAACAAACAUGAGGAAGUCAUCUCAAGACACACUUCGUUCCUCCGCUUGUUCCUCCUUGAGGUCCUCAGCAUCAGCAGUUGACAGUCCGCGGUCUGUUCGCGCCACGACCUCUCCGAACGACGGAAUACCCGUAACUGCGCAGCAGGCCAAAGAAGUUUGGAAUAUGAGAAGCAAGGAACUGCACCGCGAGGGACAGGCAGAAAACGUAAAAGAGCAUGAUCUCCAGAGAAACGUCGCUGGCGUGACUGGAAAUCGACCAAGCGAGCAGACCGAAAUGGAAGAGGUGGAAAAAGAAUGUUCUGCUUCAAACUUAGGCAAUCACCCACGACGGGAUGAUCGACCAGAAGGGGAAGAACACUCAGGAACUCCUGACUCGAAACCUCCCCCACAGCCAGAGUUGGCUUCUUCGGCUGCUGCGCGUGUACCCAGUACACACAGACGAGAUGCUUCUGUGAAAAGCUCUCACGAGCGUCUGAGAAAGACGGCCGGGGACCGUCGCUCGUCGCCUUCCUCUUCCGUCCAACCUCUUUGGCGGCAGAGACAGAGCAAAAUGAAAUGAACACGACAACGCAGGCGCAAAGAGGAAACCGAGUGGUGAAAAUGCUAACCGAGAACGGAAGGCAAUCAUUUUUCUUUUUGGCCGCGCUUACCGUCGUGUCGAC